Molecule: messenger RNA, 5367 nt
Organism: Pongo pygmaeus (Bornean orangutan)
Lineage: Eukaryota; Metazoa; Chordata; Mammalia; Primates; Hominidae
Gene: MTMR6
Product: myotubularin related protein 6
Exons: 15
Coding region: 1394-3373 (659 amino acids)
Biological process (GO): phosphatidylinositol dephosphorylation
Cellular component (GO): cytoplasm; nuclear envelope
Molecular function (GO): phosphatidylinositol-3-phosphate phosphatase activity; phosphatidylinositol-3,5-bisphosphate phosphatase activity
Source: RefSeq, a predicted model, not a curated record
GAAACAAAUAAGUGAAACAAAAUUUUUAAUUAUAAGAGAAAAUUUAGAUGUUAGCCUUUUCUAACACCAAUCACAGUAAGAAAGAUGAAGAUUACAAACCUUAACCCGCUUGGUACAGAAUACUUACAAAACGUAGAGCAGAGUUCGAGAGUCAGGACUCGAACUCCUGACCUCAAGUGAUCCGCCCGUCUCAGCCUCCCAAAGUGCUGGGAUUACAGGCGUGAACCACCGCGUCUGGCACAGAGCAGGGUUUCCCAACCUCUGCACUGUUGUCAUAUCUGGGCCGGAUAAUUCCUUGUAGUUGGGGGGUUCGUCUGGUGCCUAGUAGGGUGUUCAGCAGCAGAUUUGCGACUUGGCCUCCACCCACCAGUUGCCCCCCGCCGCCGCCCCCGCCACCACCACCAUUUGAGACAACCAAAAAUAUCUCCAGAUGUUACCAAAUGUCACCCGGGGAGAAAACUCACUCCAGGCUGAGAAGUACCACAUUAGACGUGUUCUAACAAAAAUUACCUGUAACCCUCACCCAGAAAUGUAAACUUUUUGUUUACAUAAAUAAAAAUUACAGAACACAGCUACAUUGAACUUGUUCCAUAGUCAGUUUUUUCUUCACUCAGUAAUGCAGCAUUAACAUUUUCGUUAUGUGAUAUCCCUCUACAGGAUGAGUUUUAAUGAAUGCUGGUGCUAACAUCGUAUGAAAUUGAGGUAGGAGGCGGGACUCUGACACCAGACCAGAUUGAGGACUGGCUAAUCAUCAUACUUUACAUAAGGAAUCCGUAGGAUUGGAGAAUUGAUUGUUUCAAGUAAGGCUGGUUUCCUUAUUUGGUUAUUUCCUUAGAAUAAUAACUCUAAAUCUGAUUAUUUCCUUAGAAUACAUUCUUAUGAGUAGAACUGCAGCUCAAACUAAAUUUGGUGCUGUCCAUUGGUAUGGCGAUGGACUUCAGAACAUCUUCCAGUCUUGCCCUUACCCCACAAGAGCCCUUUACUCGGGAUCCAUUCUCACGCAGUCUUCCUCCCCGACCGCCCCGCGCGUCCGCUCGGCAGGAUGACGAAGACGGCUUCGGGUGGGGUGGUGAGCAGUAUCGGCCUCCUCCAGCAGGGGGCGCUGUGGGAUUCGCCGCUGUCCGGGACGAACCAGCAAGCCGCUCUCGGUCCGCAGACGCUCUGCCUGCCUGCCCCAAGUUCCCCGGGAGGCCGCGGGGUUUGGGGAAGUGUUUCUAGGAGACGGCGCUCACCGGCUGCGCCUGCGCCGCUGACGCUACCGGGGCCGGCAGACGGACCCGCGGCGCUGGCUGGCGGAGGGAGUUGCUGCUUGCUCUGUGUCGCUGUCACCGCCCUGUUUCUCUAGCCUUAUGGUACGCCUGUGAGACCGGCUGCCGGCUGACGUCUCCUUGCGAUGGAGCAUAUCCGGACGACCAAGGUCGAACAAGUAAAAUUACUUGACCGAUUCAGUACCAGCAACAAGUCAUUAACAGGAACACUGUAUCUUACGGCUACACAUCUAUUAUUUAUCGACUCUCAUCAAAAAGAAACCUGGAUAUUACACCACCAUAUUGCCUCAGUAGAGAAACUUGCUUUGACUACUUCUGGAUGCCCCCUUGUGAUUCAGUGCAAGAACUUCAGAACUGUGCAUUUCAUUGUUCCCAGAGAAAGAGAUUGCCAUGAUAUUUACAACUCUUUGCUACAACUGUCAAAACAAGCAAAAUAUGAAGAUCUCUAUGCAUUUUCUUAUAAUCCCAAACAAAAUGAUUCAGAACGAUUACAAGGCUGGCAGCUUAUUGAUCUCGCUGAGGAAUAUAAGAGGAUGGGAGUGCCAAAUUCACACUGGCAGUUGUCUGAUGCCAACCGAGACUACAAGAUUUGUGAAACUUACCCCAGAGAACUUUAUGUUCCCCGGAUAGCAAGCAAACCAAUAAUUGUUGGUAGUUCCAAGUUCCGGAGCAAGGGAAGAUUCCCAGUUCUUUCCUACUAUCAUCAAGAUAAGGAGGCUGCCAUUUGUCGAUGUAGUCAACCACUCUCUGGAUUCAGUGCCAGGUGCCUGGAGGAUGAACAUUUGCUUCAAGCCAUUAGUAAAGCCAAUCCAGUCAAUCGCUAUAUGUAUGUCAUGGAUACCAGGCCAAAACGUCGCAUGCAGAGCUGGUGGGCUACACAAAAGGACAUUGGCAGAAUUAUAGUGAGGAUUUCUUCAAAAAUCCGGAAUGAUGAGAAAAUAAGAGAAAGCAAUGAGAAAAAGCGACUGAAUGCAAUGGCCAACAGAGCAGCUGGAAAAGGUUAUGAAAAUGAAGACAACUAUUCCAAUAUUAGAUUUCAGUUUGUUGGAAUUGAAAAUAUUCAUGUCAUGAGGUCCAGCCUUCAGAAAUUAUUGGAAGUCAAUGGCACUAAAGGGCUUUCUGUCAAUGAUUUCUACUCCGGUUUGGAGAGCUCAGGAUGGCUUCGCCAUAUCAAAGCUGUUAUGGACGCUGCAAUCUUCUUGGCCAAAGCAAUAACAGUUGAAAAUGCAAGUGUGUUGGUACAUUGUUCCGAUGGUUGGGAUAGGACUUCCCAGGUUUGUUCCCUGGGUUCUCUUUUAUUGGAUUCCUACUACAGGACAAUCAAAGGAUUCAUGGUUUUAAUAGAAAAGGAUUGGAUCUCUUUUGGACAUAAAUUUUCAGAGAGGUGUGGCCAAUUGGAUGGUGACCCAAAGGAAGUCUCACCAGUGUUUACUCAGUUCUUGGAAUGUGUGUGGCAUUUGACCGAACAGUUUCCACAAGCCUUUGAAUUCAGUGAAGCAUUUCUUCUUCAGAUCCAUGAGCAUAUUCAUUCAUGCCAGUUUGGAAACUUCCUUGGAAAUUGUCAAAAGGAAAGAGAAGAGCUCAAGUUGAAGGAGAAGACUUACUCCCUGUGGCCAUUUCUUUUGGAAGACCAAAAGAAGUACUUAAAUCCUCUCUACAGUUCCAAAUCUCACAGAUUUACAGUUUUGGAGCCAAAUACAGUAUCUUUCAAUUUUAAGUUUUGGAGGAACAUGUACCACCAAUUUGAUCGAACACUGCAUCCUAGGCAGUCUGUAUUUAAUAUAAUUAUGAAUAUGAAUGAGCAAAAUAAACAAUUAGAGAAAGAUAUUAAAGACCUAGAAUCUAAAAUUAAACAACGCAAAAAUAAGCAAACAGAUGGCAUCCUCACCAAGGAAUUGUUACAUUCAGUUCAUCCUGAAUCACCUAACCUCAAAACUUCCCUGUGUUUUAAAGAGCAGACUCUGCUACCCGUAAAUGAUGCUCUUCGAACUAUAGAGGGCAGCAGCCCGGCAGAUAAUCGUUAUAGUGAAUAUGCAGAAGAGUUUUCUAAAUCAGAACCUGCUGUGGUCAGCUUAGAGUAUGGUGUGGCAAGAAUGACUUGUUAGACUCAUAGAGUUUUUUCUGCAAUGAUUGCAGUACAAGAAAAGGAUUGUUGUGAGGAUGGUCUGUAAGCAUAACCAAAAGGAAUUUGUCUAAUAACAAUUUUAGGGUUUAACAGUAGGCUAAUAGUUGAAGGAAGGAUAAUAACUGCCCUUGUGAGAGAAAUAAGUCAUUUUAAUUUCAUUUCCAGCAAGGAAUGACAUUCAGUUCUGUAAGAAAUGAGUGGUAUUUGAUGUAUUUACUCAAAACACAAUUUGCACUGUACACUAGUGAAUUGACAUUUAUGAUUUAUGUUAAUUCAGCCAAACAUAAAUAACCUUCCUUAAGUACAAUUUAACUUCAAGAAAACAAAAUUUGACAACAUAGUUUCUUAAUAAAUGAUAUGGCAUGUACUUUCAAUUAUGUAGCUUUGUAACUCUGAAUAUUUACAUAUUUUGCCUUUUAGUGAUAUUUAAUGUUAAAGUGCCAUGAAAAAUAUUUCUAAGAAAGCCUUAAAUUCCCAGUGGAUUCUUUACCCUUAAGUUUUACAGCCUACAACAAGAUUUUUUGUUUUGUUUUUCUUUUGGUCAGCCUUGUUUUGUUUGUAAAGAAUUGUGCUCUCAUUACUGCUGGGGUUGCAUGCUACAAUACUUCUAUAUAAACACUUGUAGAAGUACACUGUUCACAUUUAGCCUGCCCCACUUUUGUAUUCAAAAUUAAUGAAACUGAAGGUUUAUUCUGAUCAUAAUUUGUUUAGUGCUACAUUUGAUAAUUUAUUAUUUACAGCUUAGACAGAAUAUUGAUUUCUUGAAUACGUAUAAGCACAUUUGACUGUCUUUUAUAUAUGGAUUACUGCAUUCCAUUGAUUCUUAUUUUGUGGUUGGCUUUAUUUCUUUCACAACUGUGUAAGUUUAAAGAGCUAAAGCUCUAAAACUGUUCUUAGAAACAAUGAAUAGUACAUGUAUAUGUAUAUUUUUAAACUGCCUUAUUGCUCAAUGAGUUGCUGUUCCUGGAGUAUCUAACUUUCAGUUUACUCAAAAACUUUUGGGUAAAUAAAAAAGGGAAGUACAGAUAGGUUGUGCAUGGUUGCAUGAAUUUUGAAGUGAUUUCUAUGUGGAGCAUUAUUUUUCUUCUUGUUAAAUAUAGAAAAAAAAGAAAAAUUCUAGUACAAAUUUACUGUUUAACAAAGCAACUUAAACUCUGGGAAAGAUUUUGCCAUGUUAUAUUUACUGUUUAUUCUGUGUACUAGUACAUAUCUUUAAAUUACCAAAAAACAAGAAACAAAACAUAAAAACCCCAAAACUAUCACUUGGAAUUAGCAAUAUCACCCAACUGGCUUUAAAAUUGAAAAUUUAAAUAACAUGGUGGCAUGAAGUACAAUUCGAGUAUUAGGCAAUUUGCAUAGUGUCUCUCAUGCUGCUUUCUGUUACACCUGUAUUAUAUUAGUUUUGAAUAUAAACAUCUUUUUCAGACAAAAAAAAAGCUUUAUUGUAUGAGAGCUUAUCUUAUCCUGUUUAUUUUUCCAAUGCUUUUCUGUAAUACAUUAUGUAAUUUAAAAAAUAUCCUUUUUAAACAGCAACAGAAAUGCACUAUAAAAUAUAAUAUGUGAUUAACCAAUCCUGCUUCCAUAUUUAAGUACUGGGAGUGGAAACUUAAUCUGUGUGACUACAAAGGGAAGUUUUUGUGCCUUGGUGUUCCAGUCACUGAUUGUGGUUUUAAAAUCUUCUGUGGCUGACUUCUUGUAUUCAACUCUGGUUUAUUAUCUUAAUCUUCAACUGUAGACAUAUAUUUGUGUGUUUAUAUGCUCACAGGUGGACUGAGAAAUCAGUUACAUCUUAAGUGACCUACAGGGUAUAUGUUGGCAAAAGCAGACUGUGUAUAUGUCUUAUAAAGUUGGAUUUAUGUUCAGUGUGUUUGGAAGUGUAUAGCAUGUAAAUUAUUUCAUAUAUUAUUUAAAGGUAAUUAAAUGUUCACAUUUUACUUUGAAUGUUUUUCUUCUGGAUAAAACAAAUGGAAUCAA